UGCAGCGUACAAUUGUAUGGUACCUAUAAGUUCUCUCAUAUUCGACCAGUUUAAGAACAAAAUUAUUCAAUUCCUCUGAGCAUUAGUCUCUGCGUUCUUCUUCCUCUCUCCGUGUUCGUGUUCGUGUCAGCGGUAACAAGGUGAGAAGGCGAAGAUGUCAACCACCGCAACUACAACAUCAGAAGUUAGCAGCAACGAGUGGGAAGUGAUACACAUGAGCGAGCAAGAAGAGGAUCUGAUUCAUAGGAUGUACAAGCUGGUCGGAGACAAGUGGAAUUUGAUAGCGGGUCGCAUUCCGGGUCGUAAAGCAGAAGAGAUAGAGAGAUUCUGGAUUAUGAGACACACUCACACUUUCUCUGUUACAAAAAAUCAAAGUAAAGCCAAAGACUCUUGAUUUUUUCUUUUCUAUCUUUCUGGGCAUAAUUCUCAUAAAUAUAUAAAUUUCGGUUAAAUAUAUGUUUUACACGUCUAUAGAUUUCAGAUAAUAUUUUCUGUAUUUUUAGACUUUUAUUUAUUUUUUGUUAUCAAUAUCAGUUUCUAAGGGUUACAAUAUUUUUUGUUUAUUUUUUUUAUCUCUUUCAAGGACUGAUAUUGAUGAUGAAAAACCUAAUAAAAGACUAAAAAUAUAAUCAAAGUCCAAGGACUAUCAAAUAAAAUAAAAAUCUGAAGUUUGAUAAGAUCUUAAAAAUAUAUUUAACCGAAUAAAUUUUGUUCUGAAAUUUUUGUGUCGCCCAUUGUAUUCCUUCUGCUUGAAUCGUAAACUUCCGUCAGUGUCAUAGAAGCUACGAAAAAGUUUGCAUUUUAGUUUGUAUAAAAAAAAGGUGUGUAUUAGACUACUUUAAUUUAAUUUAAGUGAUUUAUAAUUUCAA
Molecule: messenger RNA, 869 nt
Organism: Vigna angularis (adzuki bean)
Lineage: Eukaryota; Viridiplantae; Streptophyta; Magnoliopsida; Fabales; Fabaceae
Product: MYB-like transcription factor ETC3
Exons: 3
Coding region: 155-394 (79 amino acids)
Biological process (GO): cell differentiation
Cellular component (GO): nucleus
Molecular function (GO): transcription cis-regulatory region binding
Source: RefSeq, a predicted model, not a curated record